Messenger RNA from Parascedosporium putredinis, 903 nucleotides. The record is from the annotation of a GenBank genome assembly. NCBI's taxonomy places the organism in Eukaryota, Fungi, Ascomycota, Sordariomycetes, Microascales, Microascaceae.
AUGCCGAUCCGGAAUUUGGCCCUCUUGGGCCUCGUAGCCUUUUCAGGCCAGCUCUCUUCUGCGACAAGACUGGGUCCGCGACAGCCCUGGCGCCGUGAACUCAAUCAGACCUCGUUAUCUGCGUCAGACAUAUCCGUGACGACAGAAUCCCACCUUCCCGCCUCCUCUCUCAGCACCGCGCCCGCGCCCGACGACUUAGACACUGUCGCCCCCGGGCCGGACGACCCAUCAGGCCCCGAAUCUCCACAGGAAUCCGCGCCCCAGUCCCAAACGUCGACGACACCGCCAAAGAUCACAGCCUAUCCUCCUUCUCUUCCCUCUCCUCCUUCCCCCUUCCCCUCUUCUUCGUCGCCUUCAACCACAUCCAAGGAUGCCCCGACGAUAUCCACCGGCGCGGGCGACUCCGGAGGGGACAGCCCGUCGAAAAGUUCGGGAACAGGCGGCGACCCUGCGCCGCCUUCGUCUGACGAGGGAGACUAUUGCACGUCACUCGCAGAGGGCGAGGUUAAAACCGUGUACUCUAUAAUAUAUACCGAGACCGUCACCUGGACAGGAGACCCCGCGGACUAUACGCCACCUCACCCGACUCUUGACAUUCCGACGUAUUGUGAGUCGGACCUCGUAUCGAUGACGGGUAUGCCGCCCGCACCCACGACGACCACCCGAGACGACUCGCUAUGGCACACUGCAUGUUUGACGCAGACGGAUGGUACCAGCACCUGCUACACUGAACCUUAUUUCAACCCGUCUUUCAUCUUCAGCAGCCGGCCCAAGUCUGCCGAUGCCACCAACGUCCCAGUUACGCCCACCGCACCUAUGCUAGGGUCUCCCGAGGCUGGUCUCAAGCCGACCUCUACCUUUUGUCACCUCCAAGAAUCCCAGCGUGGUAUUCCCGCCCUCUAA